CUUCGAGGUGGGAAAAUAUCUCAAGCUUGACGGUUGUACAUUUGAGAAGUUUUGAUUGGUUGUCCACCCGGCUUGUGCACGUGACAAUCUGAUUGGGUCUUUAUAAACAAGACAGGUUAUAAUGCCACUCUUUGAACUGAAAUGCAUUCAGGUUGUAAAUUAUUAUUAUAUUUCAGUAAGAUGCUUUUCGAACCGUGGCGGGAUUAUAUGAAGCUGGCGGACGCGGUCCGUGAGAUGCGGGCGGCGACAGCCUCCCAACCGCAAGGAAAGGCAUCUUUGGUCCCGGUGCGUAAAGACGCCCCUUUCCGUCCAAGCUUAGACCCCAAGCCCGCACCAGCAGCGCCCAGACCCGCAACAAACACGCCGUGCGCUCGGGUGAGAAAGCGGACAACCCGCUCGAAGACGCAGGACCUACCAUCUGCGAACUUCUGCAGCUUCUGCAAACAUAAUGGCGAGUCCGAGGCGGUUUUCUCGUCGCACUGCCUUAAGGACCAGGAACGGGGCGUGGUGUGCCCCUACCUGCGGCGGUAUGUCUGCCCGCUCUGCGGUGCCACCGGAGCCCAGGCCCACACCAAACGCUUUUGUCCGCUGGUCGAAAUGACAUACAGCUCGGUUUACGUCGCCUAGGAGAGAUUUCUGCACUCCCUUCUAAACCUGUAGUCAUUGGCAGUUUUCCUGCAGAACUAGAGAAUCUUUGCAAAGGCCGUAUUGUUUUGUAGCUCAAAGAGCAUGUUUUCUGGGGCAGAGCUUAUUUUAUUCUAAUAUUUGUUUUUAUAUUUAUUUUUUAUUGUUUGCUUAUUUAAACAUUUGUCACUUAAAUUUGUUUUGCCACGUGUGGUUUUAUUUUUGUGAUUUUCACCGCUGUAUGCACGUCUGAACAGUUAUUUGAAAAAUGCUUCAUAUUUUGUAGACUUUGAGGAGGAAACCGGACCUGUUGUGUCGUUUUGAUGCGUGUGUUUUAUGAUUAGGCUACUUUAAAUGUGCUCUUAUUAACCGCGUAUUUACCGGGCUGCAGGCCUUCUAUAGCAAUACUAGUAUGAACUUUAUGACAAUCUCAAAAGACAUCCGCUAUUGUAUGAUGCGGAGAGUAGAGCUACUUUAUAAUUGUCGUUAACCAUUUUAAACUUUUAUACUAGCUACAUUUGUAUUAUUCUAAUAGUUGUAUAUGUGGUUUCUUAACUUCUCAACCUGUGUGCUUCUUAGGACUAAUUGUUUGCUCAACGUAAAAAGAAAAAGGCCUCUCUGUAAGGAUUACUUAUGUCUAAAUAUAUAUUUACAUAGCGGCUGAUGUCACGUUUAUUUUUCAUGUUGUGAACUAUUUUCCUAGUUCCGUUUGGGAAAUCUUUACCCUGGAUCUUAAUGACAACAUGAAGGGUGGUUAAUGGCUCACCAAGUUACUUAAC
Molecule: messenger RNA, 1403 nt
Organism: Esox lucius (northern pike)
Lineage: Eukaryota; Metazoa; Chordata; Actinopteri; Esociformes; Esocidae
Product: nanos homolog 2-like
Exons: 1
Coding region: 142-627 (161 amino acids)
Biological process (GO): oogenesis; negative regulation of translation
Cellular component (GO): perinuclear region of cytoplasm
Molecular function (GO): mRNA binding; zinc ion binding
Source: RefSeq, a predicted model, not a curated record